Neospora caninum is the source of this 2346-nucleotide messenger RNA. RefSeq lists its product as hypothetical. The transcript is spliced from 7 exons. Lineage: Eukaryota; Apicomplexa; Conoidasida; Eucoccidiorida; Sarcocystidae. The record is from RefSeq and is a predicted model, not a curated record. The coding region runs from base 1 to 2346 and encodes 781 amino acids.
AUGGCGUCGUUUCCUCGUCGUCUUCUUCCUUUUCUGGUUCUCUCUCUCUUUUUUCUUCUGAACUGGAGUCCUCCUUUGCUCGGACUCCCCCGGUCUGCCUAUCCCCUGGAGACUGUCACACGCCUGUUUGAAGGCGCGCACGGAGCGCGGACGCAGGCGGCGGGGCUCGGUCCCCGCGUACCCGCCAGUGUCUCCUCGGGGCUGCCGUCCGCAGGCUUCCUUCUCUCUUCGCGAGCGCGAAGCAACGCGAAAACGGCCGACUCGCCUCCUCACUGGCAGCCGCACGGCGUGCGAGUUCAGCGCGUCACGCGGAGAACUGGGGAGGCCGGAAAACGGGGAACUGGGAUGCUCAAGGAAGAAGAAUCGAUACGGGGAAAGGUGGGAAGGAACUGCCAAGAAGAGGCAAAGGACAGGAAGCACAAUCGCUUUCCGCACUAUGAUCUCCUGAUGACUUCCUGUGUGCCUAACGCAUUUCUUGGGGCCUCUGUGCUUGUAGGCCUAGAGUCGAGCGUCUUGCCGAAAACGCACCACCGCUCUCCCUCGUCUCGCAGUCUGUUUUUCGUUUCCCGCUCUUCUUCGCCCUUCGUUCGUAACGGCGUGGAUGACCCGUCUGAGACGUUUCCCGCCUUCUUACCUCCUCUGCCACGGUCUUCCUUCUGCAUCCACAGCCCUAGCCGUUCCUUCCUUUCUUCCUUCCUCGGCGCUCUCCCCGCCACAUGGCGCGCCGAAGACGGCCUGCCUCGCUCUCCGCUUUGCACCGCUGGGAGCCACGCGGAGCCGCGACUCCGUCCACCUGGUCCUUCCUCCCCGAGCGAGUUUCUCGUUUCUCAUCCUGCGCUGGUCCCCCGACUGGUGUGGAGCAAACCUGGCGCAGUCAGCGGCAUGGGCGACGAUCACGCCCGUCUUCUCGAGAAGUUUCAACAAGAAUUCGCUCGGCUGCAAAGCAUCCUUCCUGCGUCGCUGCCACCAGAGAGCCCCAGCGUUUCUGGGCCUUCGCCAGCGAAUGCAGGGGGAGAGAAAAACCACGCAACCAAGGCAGGCAACGCAGCGGGAGAGAGGAAAGACGGAGGGACGAGAAGGGACGGAAAGCUGCCGACGGUCCAGGAUCUCCUCGCGGAAGUCCAGCGAGAGGGCCACGUCCCGAAACGGGAUCCAAAAGUUCUGAAAGAGCUGGAAGAAGUUAUUGAUGGUCUGUACAAGGACAGCGAAGCGUCAAAUGACAGCUUAUUCAGUCGCCUGACGAACCUCGUGAAAUCUGGAGCAUUUGGCGAGCGACUGCAAGAGGUCUACGAAGAGCAAGAGAGGGAUCAGAGCGAGGCGGAGGAGGCGCAGCGAAAGGUCGAGGCGACUGACGGCUUCAAUCCCCACGAUGUCGCCAAGGCCGUGCGGGAAGCGACGGCAAACCCGUCGGCGUUGAAGGUGGCGAGGGCGAUCAUGGCUGCAGGGAAUAUGCCCGAAGUUGCCCAAGGAGACGCGCCUGGCGCUGUCGGCGAGAGACGACACGCCGACGACGACGCGUCGCGAGCCGAGAGGGAGAAAGACGCCGAAGAGCAGAGGCUGCGGCGCGCGUCCGAACACUUUGCGGAAGCCCCCGAGAAGGCAGCCGGCGACAUCAAGAACGAGGGCGAUCUCUUCGACAUCAUCCGAGGCAGCACAAAACAAUACCUCGAGCAACUGAAUAUGAAGCCGACGCCACCGGGCCAAACCCGAGUGGACGACAACACGGUGAUCCACUGGAAAGAAGAAACCGACAUUCUUCAAGUGUGGAUUCCUCUGCCGCGCAAUUACAUCCGGGAGAGCAUCGACGUCUCCAUGGCGAGGGCGCGCCUGCGCGUGUCCUGUCGAGUGGCCGGGGCCUCCACAGAAGGGAAACAGACAGAAGAUACAAUCACCAUUGUCGAUCGCCAGAUGAAGGGGUAUAUCGUCAGUGCGGAUGCACACUGGACAAUUGCGUCGUACCCUUUCAAGCGCCCCACUGGCCAGGAGGACGCGCAGAGACGCCAGCACUUUGUCCAUGCAGUCGGUCCCAAACGAGCGGACUCGAGGAGCAUCUGGGGUGGGCUUUUUGGUGAACCGCCAAGCAGAGAGGAAUGGAUGUUGCAGAACGACGAAAGAUACACGCAACUCGAUGGCACCAAGCCUCCACCUCCUCACGUCCUGAAGGCUGUCCCCGAGCUUGACCAGCCAGAAGUGAAGAACUUUAUUGAGGCUUUCAACAAAAUGAGAGAGGAGGCAGCAAAGGAAGCGCAAGCGGGUGGCGAAAAGAGAGAAGAGGGGAAGAACGAAAAUGGAACAGAAACAGAGCUUCAGAGGGGGAACACAGUGGAGCGGUCGAGCAAUGCCUAA